AUCUAGGUUUUGGAGUGUAGUCCACCUCUACCUAUAAGCAUGUCUACAUCCCCAUAUCGAUGUGAUUAGGAUGGAUCCCAAAGUUUUCUAUGAGGACGAGAGAGUAGACCUCUGUAUUAAAACUACUCUAAUGUCAACGAAGAAGUCUACUAUUACAGUAUACAUGCAACAUACUUAUAUUAUAUACAAGGAAAUAAAGGGGGAAAUUUAAUGAAGGGAAGAACAAGUGUAUUGCUCAAAGAAUCCAACAUAAUUAUUAAUUAAUCACAAACCAAACUUAACACGGAUUUUUUAGUGGUUGAAGGUUCGAGAUCGACAAAUCUAUUUUAACAAAAGCGAACCAUCAGAGUUCAUCGUGAACCCCGACAGGUUGGCUCAAAUUAAUAGUAUUAUACAUUAUUAUUUCGUGGUUAAUUGAUAUUAUUACUACCGGUCGUGAUUAUGUUUUCGUAAUCUGAAUGAUCAGAACUUAUCAUAAAACUAGAUGUGUAACCAGCUUAAUCUAUUAGAGCUAUUAGUUUUCUUUAACCAAUUCCCUACCUCUUCUAUGCUCCUAGCUAGUACUCUAUAGCAUUGAAGAUGGAACAACUUGCAUCCGUCUUUUCUCAAUGGGCCGGACUCAUGAAAGCAGACCUGUUCUUCCUUCCUGUCCGGUUAUUGCAUGGCAUGAAAGCUUCGCCCAUGCUAUACUAUUGCGUGAAGCAAAAUCCAAAGAGCCUACAUCGAAUCGGAUCGGCAGGCCCACAAAGUUGGCCCAACAAUCUUAAUUGAGUAGUCCACAGAGCUACGUAACAGAAUAUGAUCACUUGGAUUUGAUAGACUUGACCUGAACGUAAGAAUUCAUGUGGUUCAUGGACAAUCCUGGUCCCUGGUCCACCCAGAAAUUUUCACAAUGGACUGAGUUGAGUGGUUAGGGACUUGAACCAAGUCAAUUGUGACGAGAUAGAAUGUGAAUGCAACAACACGUUGGGAGAAGAGGUAUGACUGUCGCUCACGCUAUAUAAUGGGGAAUGAAGUGGAAGUCUUGUCGUAUGCUAGUUUACUGAAUUGCUUCUCUUAUUACUGAAUCAAUCGAAGGAAAAAACGUAAUGAAUCCAGGAUGUAGAGCUGGAUUUAUAGUACAGACUACAGGUAAGAGUCAAGGAGGGAAAGACCGUUAUGGUCAUAACAACCUUGACCAUAUUACCUUUUACUACCUAUACUUAUUCUAGUUACAAUUAACCUAUCUAACUUUACAAGUGACCUAUAUCAUCUAAUACCCCCCCCCCCCCGGCAAGCUAAACGUGGAUUGACUUCAGGUUUAGCUUGGAAAUGAGGUCAACAAAGGUGUGGACUGGAAGUGCUUUCGUGAAAGGGUCUGCCAGCUGCAAAGUGGUUGAAAUAUGCUGGACCUUUGGCAAGAACCUGAUUACGAGUGAAGUGGCAAUCGACUUCAAUGUGUUUGGUUCUUUCGUGUUGUAUGGGAUUCUCUGUCAUCUUGACUGCAGAUUGACUGUCACAAUAAAUGGUGUAAGGCUGCUGAGGUUGGACUGGAAGCUGCUUGAACAAUGUCGUCAUCCACUGCAAUUCCUGAGCUGUAUCUGCCAAGGCUCUGUAUUCAGCUUCUGUUGAAGAUCUUGAGAUGGUUUGCUGCUUUUUAGAACGCCAGCUGACCAGUGAAUUACCUAAGAAGACACAAAAACCAGUUACUGAGCGUCGUGUGUCAGGGCAACCAGCCCAGUCAGAAUCAGAAAAUGCUGAAAGACGAGUGGAAGAAUUGCUGGGGAAAAAUAAUCCACGAGUUGGGGUUGUUUUCAAGUAUCUGAGCAGUCUGUGUGUGGCCUGUUCAUGGACUGUGGUAGGUGCAUCCACAAACUGGCUAAGCUGAUUCACAGUGUAACAUAUGUCUGGUCGAGUAUUGCAUAAGUACUGUAAUCGAUCUAUCAAUUGCCUGUAACUGCUAUGAGCAGAUUCAUCUAAUAAGGUUCCCUCAGAUGCAGAAAGAUGGGUAGCUGGAAUAGAGGGAGUGGUAGUAGGUUUAGCAGCUAGAAAUCCUGUAUCAGAUAGGAGAUCAAGAGUGUAUUUUCGUUGGCAUAAAUGUAAGCCACUUUCAGACCUUGAAACUUCCAUACCAAGGAAGUAUUUGAGCUUGCCAAGGUCUUUGAUUGUAAAUGCAACAUCAAGUUGCUGUUUAACAUGAUUAAUUUCAGUCAUAUCAUUGCCAGUUAGAAUGAUAUCAUCAACGUAAACUAAUAGAGCUGUAAAAGAUGUGCCAGAAUACUUUGUGAACAGAGAAUAAUCACUGUGUGACUUCUGGUAACCAAGGGAUUCUAAAGUCGUGGCAAGUUUAGCAAACCAUUGACGACUAGCCUGCUUAAGACCAUAUAAAGAUUUGGUAAGCUUGCAGACUUUGUUUUUAUCAGAAGGUGAGACUGGUAAACCUGGUGGUAGUUUCAUAUAGACAUCUUCAUUAAGAUCUCCAUGAAGAAAAGCUGUGUUUACAUCAAGUUGUUCAAGAUGCCAGUUAUAUAUGGAAGCUAAAGCUAACAAAAUGCGAACUGUUGU
Molecule: messenger RNA, 2544 nt
Organism: Linum trigynum
Lineage: Eukaryota; Viridiplantae; Streptophyta; Magnoliopsida; Malpighiales; Linaceae
Source: the annotation of a GenBank genome assembly